This is a messenger RNA of Propithecus coquereli (Coquerel's sifaka), 2012 nucleotides long. Its product is annotated as nectin-3-like. The transcript is spliced from 10 exons. The record is from RefSeq and is a predicted model, not a curated record. The coding region runs from base 78 to 2012 and encodes 644 amino acids. Gene Ontology annotation, cellular component: adherens junction; apical junction complex. Gene Ontology annotation, biological process: homophilic cell-cell adhesion; heterophilic cell-cell adhesion; symbiont entry into host cell. Lineage: Eukaryota; Metazoa; Chordata; Mammalia; Primates; Indriidae.
CCGCCCAGAGCCUGAGGCGCCGGGGCCGGGGGAGAAGGCGGGGCGGGCGGGCGAGCGGGCCGGGGGGAGAGUGGGGGAUGGCGCGGACCCCGGGGCCGGCCCCGCUGUGUCCCGGAGGCGGCAAAACACAACUUUCUUCUGCUUCUCCCCCCGGAGCCGGGCUCCUGCUGCCGCCCCCGACGCCACCGCCACUGCUGCUGCUGCUCUUCCCUCUGCUGCUCUUCUCCCGACUCUGUGGUGCCUUAGCUGGACCAAUUAUUGUGGAGCCACAUGUCACAGCAGUGUGGGGAAAGAAUGUUUCAUUGAAGUGUUUAAUUGAAGUAAAUGAAACCAUAACACAAAUUUCAUGGGAGAAGAUACAUGGUAAAAGUUCACAGACUGUUGCAGUUCAUCAUCCUCAAUAUGGAUUCUCUGUUCAAGGAGAAUAUCAGGGAAGAGUCUUGUUUAAAAACUAUUCACUCAAUGAUGCAACAAUUACUCUACAUAACAUAGGAUUCUCUGAUUCUGGAAAAUACAUAUGCAAAGCUGUUACAUUCCCACUUGGAAAUGCCCAGUCCUCUACAACUGUAACUGUGUUAGUUGAACCCACUGUGAGCCUGAUAAAAGGGCCAGAUUCUUUAAUUGAUGGCGGAAACGAAACAGUAGCAGCCGUUUGUAUCGCAGCCACUGGAAAACCAGUUGCACGUAUUGACUGGGAAGGUGAUCUUGGUGAAAUGGAAUCCACUACAACUUCUUUUCCAAAUGAAACAGCAACGAUUGUCAGCCAAUACAAGCUGUUUCCAACCAGAUUUGCUAGAGGAAGGCGAAUUACUUGUGUUGUGAAACAUCCAGCCUUGGAAAAGGACAUCCGAUACUCUUUCGUAUUAGACAUACAGUAUGCUCCUGAAGUUUCAGUAACAGGGUAUGAUGGAAAUUGGUUUGUAGGAAGAAAAGGUGUUAAUCUCAAGUGUAAUGCUGAUGCAAAUCCACCACCCUUCAAAUCUGUGUGGAGCAGAACUCAUCCUCCUACUACUACCACCCUUCAGCCUACAAUUCAGUGGCAUCCCUCAACUGCUGACAUCGAGGAUCUAGCAACAGAACCUAAAAAAUUGCCUUUCCCAUUGUCAACUUUGGCAACAAUUAAGGAUGAUACAAUUGGCACGAUCAUUGCUAGUGUAGUGGGUGGGGCUCUCUUCAUAGUACUUGUAAGUGUUUUGGCUGGAAUAUUCUGCUAUAGGAGAAGACGGACGUUUCGUGGAGACUACUUUGCCAAGAACUACAUUCCACCAUCAGAUAUGCAAAAAGAAUCACAAAUAGAUGUUCUUCAACAAGAGGAGCUUGAUUCUUAUCCAGACAGUGUAAAAAAAGAAAUCAAAAAUCCAGUGAACAAUCUAAUACGUAAAGACUAUUUAGAAGAGCCUGAAAAAACUCAAUGGAACAAUGUAGAAAAUCUCAAUAGGUUUGAAAGACCAAUGGAUUAUUACGAAGAUCUAAAAAUGGGAAUGAAGUUCGUCAAUGAUGAACAUUAUGACGAAAAUGAAGAUGACUUAGUUUCACAUGUAGAUGAUGUUCCAUUUAAGCAGACCUCUUCCAUAGCUGUAGCUGGAGCUGUAAUUGGAGCUGUCCUUGCCCUUUUCAUCAUUGCUAUCUUUGUGACUGUGUUGCUGACUCCUCGAAAAAAGAGACCAUCCUAUCUUGACAAAGUGAUCGACCUUCCACCCACACAUAAACCUCCUCCUAUGUAUGAAGAACGGUCCCCACCUUUGCCUCAGAAAGACCUUCUGUAUCAGACUGAACACUUGCCUUUGCAAACUCAGUUCAAAGAAAGAGAAGUUGGCAGUCUUCAGCCCUCUAAUGGACUAAAUAGCAGGAGAUGUGACUAUGAAGAUGAGAAUCCAGCAGGGGAAGAUGGGAUUCAGCAGAUGUACCCCCUUUGUAAUCAGAUGUGCUACCACGACCGGAGCCCUGGCAAACAUCAUCAAAACAAGGACCCUGAGAGAGUCUACAUCAACCCACGAGAACAUUAUGUGUGA